Molecule: messenger RNA, 1138 nt
Organism: Chiloscyllium plagiosum (whitespotted bambooshark)
Lineage: Eukaryota; Metazoa; Chordata; Chondrichthyes; Orectolobiformes; Hemiscylliidae
Source: RefSeq, a predicted model, not a curated record
GGGGGUUUCCGAAAUGGGAUUGGAUCAGCAAAAGAAGAUUUCAAAUAAAAUGGUCAAAGGCCAAGAUGUUCUUGCAGAGAGAUGGGCUGAACGGUCCCUUUCUCUGCUUGUAGCCACACAGCCUGAAGCCAGGGUUUCUGUGCAGCACCAUUCCACAGAGGAGCUGACCAUUGGAAAGGCUGCAGGCAGUUGGAUAGUCCCAGAGGUGGAUACGGUGCGGCACAGUGUCUCUGUCCUUAGUCUACCAGAAAAAGGAAGUGAAUGUGGAGGAAGUGGAGACGUAAGUUGUUGGGCAAACGUUUCCCCCAGUGCCUGGUGAACAGAGCCAGAGCAGACACCGGGCCAUGGAAAGUCCCAUGAAGGAAGGGGUCCUGCACAUUCUACAGUAUAAGUUUGGUUUGAAAGUUUGGAAAAGGAACUGGUCGAUAUUGUACCCAGCAAGUUCAAAUAGUAUUGCCAGGCUGGAACUGUUCGAUGCAAGGGACUGGACUAACACUCAUGAGAAGCACAUUACAAAGCGAGUGGAACGGAUCAUUCGUUUGUCUGACUGUAUCAGCAUUAAUCAGAGCCAAGUGGAAAACCCGCCGAAAGAGACGGCGACAUUUAGCAUUAUCACCAUGGAGAAAACCUACAUCAUGGCAACUUCAAAACAUGAUGUGGUGGCUUGGGUCAAGUGCCUUUGUGAAUUAGCAUUUCAGAAUACCAAUACUAAAAAACCAAAUGAAGAUGUUUCUGCCUCCAGUAACAUGUUGCCUGGUGACUCAUUAAUAAUGGAGGAAAAUGAACUUUAUUCAACAAUAUCCCAAGGUGCAGUAUGAAAUAAGAUAAGGAAAAUGUGCUAUCCAUUCUGAAUUCAUGCCCAGGUCGAGAACAUUUAACCUUCUACCCAUGGGGGAAGUGAAUGUAAUAGAGACAGAUUUGUGGAUGGCAGAAAAAUAGUUGGGAAAGUAGGUGAUGAAGGUGAUACCAACAGAUUGUUAGGGAUAUUGGCAGGUUAAGCAAGUGGGCAAAAACCUUGUGGAUGGAACAUAAUGUGGAGGAAUGUGAAGUACUGGAGUCUGGCAAGAGGAAUAGAAGAGAUGAAUAUUAUUUAAAUGGAGAAAGACUGCAGAAAGCUAUGGAAUAGUGGGAUUCUGAA